Penicillium brasilianum is the source of this 1556-nucleotide messenger RNA. The record is from the annotation of a GenBank genome assembly. Lineage: Eukaryota; Fungi; Ascomycota; Eurotiomycetes; Eurotiales; Aspergillaceae.
AUGGAUCACCCAAAUCCCUGCAAGACUGGCAUUGCUGACUAUGAACUGGGUUUGCCCAUUGGCAAGGCUGCUGCCACCCCGACGCCAUGCAUUGCGAAGCUGGACCCGUUCGGAGACGAAAGCGAUGCCGGUUUGAAGUAUAAAAUCAUGACUUGGUGGCAGGCAGGAAUGGUCAUGCUUGCGGAGACUAUAUCGCUUGGGAUUCUGGCUCUUCCCAAAGCUCUGGCAACGCUGGGACUGAUUCCGGGUGUCUUCACGAUCCUUACCGUUGGCAUCAUCUCCAUCUACACCGGCUUUACUAUUGGUACCCUCAAAAGCCAAUACAUGCAGAUCCAUAGCAUGGCAGACGCUGGAGGUCUCCUGAUGGGACGGGCUGGCCAGGUGGUUUUGGGAGUUGCCCAACUUGUCUCUUACAUCUUCGUCAUGGGUAGCCAUGUGCUUACAUUUUCCAUCAUGAUGAACGUUCUCACCGACCACGGCAGCUGUACUCUCUUGUACUCUGCACUGGGCUUACUGGUGUCAUUCAUUCUGACUCUUCCACGGCGACUUGGGAAACUCUCACACUUGUCAUCAGUGAGCUUUGUGAGUAUCGUGAUGGCAAUUCUGGUGACUAUGAUCAGCAUAGUCAUCUCCAAAGGCAGUCCGGCUUCUAUACCACUCAUCUCGCCUGCCCCCGCAAUGCACGAGGCAUGCCUGGCAUUUGCCAACAUUGUCUUUGCCUAUGCAGGCCAUGUGGCCUUUUUUACCAUGUUUUCUGAAUUGCAGGAGAUCAAAGAUUAUCCUCGAGCAUUGACUAUGCUGCAUUUGUGUGAGAUGAUUUUGUAUACCAUCACGGCGAUUGUCAUUUAUGCACAUGCUGGCCCGCUCGUCAAGUCACCCGCCCUGAACUCUGCUGAGGAUCUAUUUCGGAAGAUUUCCUUUGGUCUUGCCAUACCAACGAUCGUGAUCGGAGGUGUUGUCAACGCCCACGUGGGAGCGAAGUACAUGUAUGUUCACAUAUUCCGAGGGUCAAAAGCCAUCCAUGCCCAAACAUGCACGGCUCGAGCGUCAUGGGUAGCCAUCUGUGUUGUGAUGUGGAUCUUGUCAUGGAUCAUCGCGGAGGUAAUUCCGGUUUUUAACGAUGUCCUAGGCCUGGCGAGCUCCUUAUUCGCCAGCUGGUUCACCUUUGGUUUGCCGGGCAUGUUCUGGCUCUUUCUCAACCGACAUCGUUGGUUCAUGGCCAGGAAUCAGAUGCUCUUUUUCUGCAUCAACAUCGGUCUGAUUUUUUUGGCGUUUAUUAUUUGCUUGAUUGGCGUGUAUUCGUCGGCUCAGUCCAUCUUCCACAACCUCCGGAAUGGGGCGAGACCGGGCAUUUUCUCUUGUGCGGAUAACUCGCUGUACUGAGUGGUCCCUUAUUUCAUUCCGAGUGGAUGGCCAUAUGUCGUCUUUGGUUUCUCGAUAAAGCAUGAGCGUAUAGGUGUUUUCUAGUUGCGUUUUAAUUGUAUCAUUAGCAGCCGUCCAUCUUUGGGGAAGGUCAACAGGGUUAAUUGGCGUUCGUUGAAAUUUCCAAGUUUAAC